Messenger RNA from Callorhinus ursinus (northern fur seal), 2628 nucleotides. It is a transcript of the gene FBXO41, whose product is annotated as F-box protein 41. Lineage: Eukaryota; Metazoa; Chordata; Mammalia; Carnivora; Otariidae. The record is from RefSeq and is a predicted model, not a curated record. Gene Ontology annotation, molecular function: protein binding.
AUGGCCUCGCUGGACCUGCCAUACCGCUGCCCCCGCUGCGGGGAGCACAAGCGCUUCCGGAGCCUGUCGUCGCUGCGUGCUCACCUGGAGUACAGCCACACGUACGAGACGCUCUACAUCCUCUCCAAGACCAACAGCAUCUGCGACGGCGCCGCGGCCGCCGCCGCCGCCGCGGCCGCCGCCUCGGGCUUCCCGCUGACGCCCGAGCCCGCCGCCCUGCUGGCCGUGCCCGGCGCCCGGCGCGAGGUCUUCGAGAGCACGUCCUUCCAGGGCAAGGAGCAGGCGGCCGGCCCAUCGCCCGCCGCGCCGCACCUGCUGCACCACCAUCACCACCACGCGCCCCUCGCCCACUUCGCCGGCGACCUCGUGCCCGCCAGCCUGCCGUGCGAGGAGCUGGCCGAGCCGGGCCUCGUGCCCGCCGCCGCCGCCGCCGCCGCCGCGCGCUACGCGCUGCGCGAGAUCGAGAUCCCGCUGGGGGAGCUGUUCGCGCGCAAGUCCGUGGCCUCCUCGGCUUGCUCGACGCCGCCGCCCGGGCCGGGCCCCGGGCCCGCCUCCGCCUCGCCCGCGUCCCCCUCGCCCGCCGAUGUGGCUUACGAGGAGGGCCUGGCGCGCCUCAAGAUCCGCGCGCUGGAGAAGCUGGAGGUGGACCGGCGGCUGGAGCGGCUGAGCGAAGAGGUGGAGCAGAAGAUCGCGGGCCAGGUGGGUCGGCUGCAGGCCGAGCUAGAGCGCAAGGCGGCGGAGCUGGAGACAGCGCGGCAGGAGAGCGCACGCCUGGGGCGCGAGAAGGAGGAGCUGGAGGAGCGGGCAUCCGAGCUCUCGCGCCAGGUGGACGUGAGCGUGGAGCUGCUGGCCUCGCUCAAGCAGGACCUGGUGCACAAGGAACAGGAGCUGAGCCGCAAGCAGCAGGAGGUGGUGCAGAUUGACCAGUUCCUGAAGGAGACGGCGGCGCGGGAGGCCAGUGCCAAGCUGCGGCUGCAGCAGUUCAUCGAGGAGCUGCUGGAGCGUGCGGACCGCGCCGAGCGGCAGCUGCAGGUCAUCAGCAGCAGCUGUGGCAGCACCCCGAGCGCCAGCCUGGGCCGCGGAGGGGGAGGAAGUGGCGCUGGGCCUGUUACCCGGGGCCCCGGCAGAAUGCGAGAACACCACGCGGGCCUGGCCAUGCCUAGCACAUACGCCGUGUCGAGGCAUGGCUCCUCUCCCAGCACAGGGGCCUCCAGCCGUGUCCCCGCUGCAUCCCAGAGCUCAGGCUGCUAUGACAGUGACAGUCUGGAGCUACCCCGGCCAGAAGAGGGGGCCCCCGAGGACAGUGGCCCUGGGGGCUUGGGCACACGGGCCCAGGCUGCCAACGGUGGCUCGGAGCGCACCCAGGCCCCUCGCAGCUCAGGCCUGCGGCGCCAGGCCAUCCAGAACUGGCAGCGCAGACCCCGCCGACACAGCACGGAGGGGGAGGAGGGUGAUGUCUCGGACGUGGGCUCCCGAACCACGGAGUCAGAGGCUGAGGGCCCCUCAGAUGCCCCCCGCCCUGGGCCUGCUCUGGCUGGGCCACUGAGCAGCUGCCGGCUCUCAGCCCGCCCUGAGGGAGGCAGUGGGCGGGGUCGGCGAGCGGAGAGGGGCAGCCCCUCCUGCUCCAACGAGGUCAUCAGCCCGGAGAUCCUCAAGAUGCGAGCCGCCCUGUUCUGCAUCUUCACCUACCUGGACACACGCACGCUGCUGCACGCGGCCGAGGUCUGCCGGGACUGGCGCUUCGUGGCUCGCCACCCCGCGGUCUGGACACGGGUGCUGCUCGAGAACGCCCGCGUCUGUUCCAAGUUCCUGGCCAUGCUGGCUCAGUGGUGCACCCAGGCGCACUCGCUGACCCUGCAGAACUUGAAGCCCCGGCAGCGGGGCAAGAAGGAGAGCAAGGAAGAGUACGCGCGGAGCACCCGGGGCUGCCUCGAGGCGGGGCUGGAGUCCCUGUUGAAGGCGGCGGGGGGGAAUCUGCUGAUCCUGCGCAUCUCCCACUGUCCCAACAUUCUCACCGACCGCUCCCUCUGGCUGGCCAGCUGCUACUGCCGCGCCCUGCAGGCGGUCACCUACAGGAGCGCCACAGACCCCGUGGGCCAUGAGGUCAUUUGGGCCCUGGGCGCAGGCUGCAGAGAGAUUGUCUCCCUCCAGGUGGCGCCACUUCACCCUUGCCAGCAGCCCACGCGCUUCAGUAACCGCUGCCUGCAGAUGAUUGGUCGCUGUUGGCCGCACCUUCGGGCCCUGGGGAUUGGGGGUGCUGGCUGUGGGGUGCAGGGCCUGGCGUCACUUGCAAGAAACUGCAUGCGGCUGCAGGUCCUGGAGCUGGACCAUGUGUCGGAGAUCACCCAGGAGGUGGCAGCUGAGGUCUGCCGGGAAGGUCUGAAGGGACUGGAGAUGUUGGUGCUCACGGCCACCCCCGUCACCCCCAAGGCCCUGCUGCAUUUCAACAGCAUUUGCCGGAACCUCAAGUCCAUUGUGGUCCAGAUUGGGAUUGCUGAUUAUUUCAAAGAGCCCAGCAGUCCCGAGGCCCAGAAGCUGUUUGAGGAUAUGGUGACGAAACUCCAGGCCCUACGACGGAGGCCCGGCUUCUCUAAGAUCCUGCACAUCAAGGUGGACGGCGGCUGCUAA